AUGCGGUCCGAUGCUCUCCUAGCUCUCCUGGACGAGAGCACCAAGAGGGCCAUCUUCGAACGCAGUGUAAAGAAUCUCAAUUUCACCGCGUCACUAGACCUUGAUGCACUUCGGACUGCCGUGGCCUUGGCGCCCACGGUAGAGUCGUCACAGUCAGACCAUGCAGUUUUAUGGGAUGGAUUGCUCCACUGGAUAGACUGUGUGCAGCGUUCACCGGACGAGAAUACGCAUGGGCGUCUGUACGAGAUAGCUGACAUAUGUCUCGGCAAUGGCUUCGUCAUAGCCUCGCGCUUCCACGAUAGGCUUUUCUCUGCACUGAAGACAGUCCUUGCAGACUUGAGCAUCAAAACUUCGUCUAGGGCGUCGGCAGGGCAUUUCUCCGAUCCAUCAGAGGCGGCGAGCCCAUCCAACUUGGCCGCAGCAUAUCUCAGGUUCUUGCGCUGCUCGUUUUGGCUACCUUCGGAUCGACACCAUCUGAUCAAUGCUGAAUGUAUUUCGAUCAUUUCAGGCUUCAUCGGUCUAGAACUAGAAGACAUUGCGCUGGAUACAUUGUCAGCUCUCUUAUCACUUCUCCAGAAUAGUGAGCAGAUCGCGAUCGCUAGUACACUCAAUAAUCUCCAGCUACCUUCUACUUCCUCCUCAAUAGUCGCUGCGAAUGUGUUAGCAGGAGUGCUCCUUAGUCAUAAGCGGCAUGAUCAAGAUUCACUAUGGACGCAGAUUGUGCACGUUUCGCCAUCAACCUGGCAGACGUACUCCAGCAAAAUCAUGAAAGUAUGGUUUCAAUGGAUUUCGCAAGCUCGUAUGGCCGGAACCGAACUACACUGCUUACGAGACGCUGUCUACUGGCAAAUUGUGUCUAACAAGCUUUCACGUGGUUCUGCAGAAGAGCAAAAGUACUGUCUUGGCAUCAUCUACCAGUCUCUACUUCUUGCAAAACAGGAUAUUGUCACAAAGACUAUGGUAUAUCGUGUGGGCUUGGCCUACCAGACAGCUUACGAACAAUACACCACGCUUUACCGAACUAUCGUACUGAAUCGAUAUCCCAACCAAGUGGAAGCAUGUCUACCCGAGUUGACAGCAUUGCUUGGACCAGGUUCAAAAAUCACUAUGGAUAUGACGGCAAGCUUGCUCUCAGCGGCUUUAGAUUCGCGCGUUCAAGUAGGUGUUCGCAAGAUAAUUGGACAUUGGUACAUGAAUCAUGCGUCCGAGACCGACAAAGUUACCAUAACGGACAGGAACUUCUUCACUGGUAGCUUCCUACCGUGGGCCACAGAAGGCAGCCUUUUUGUUUCCAGUCUCCGAUCGACCCGCAGUGAGACAGUAUGUUCGCAUGGUGCUGCGUUGACCGAUGUCGUCGCACGGUUGGUUGCAACCGAGGGCGCCAGAACUGGCAUAGAAGAUGCAUCAUCUCUACAGUACGGUGCAACCGUCAUCGCUGAUGUCAUCUGCUUCAUCAAUAAUGCUCGUGGUCGAAUCUUUCAACCGGCCAUCCUGUAUCUAUUGGAAGGCCUGCUCAAGGGACUGCAGAAGCGCGCUGCGGGCUCUACCCUAAACGCACUGCAACUCUCCUUGAGUUCCGCAGACUUGGUCGGAAUCUUGACCCUUGCGCGUCUACCUGGGCUACCUGAGAUCUCAACUGAUCUUCUUACUCUAUAUUGUCGAGACAUUUGCGCACUCAUUCGUCCCGACUUUGGCUCUAUGGGCCUCUCAGGAUCCGCACAAUUGCUUGAGCGAGUCCGAAAGCUAUGCGAUCCAGCUGAUGGAAAACAACUCCCUCUCGUGAACUCGUCUAGUGGGGAAAAUGUGUCUUGCUCGUUGCAGAGUUUUGUUGCAGAGUUGAAGCGCUCCAGACAUCGAUCUAUCCAGGACGACAGAUUUGGUCUGAGUUGCAACAUUGUCACCGGUAUACUGGAUCAGAUCGAAGUCUCAUCAAUAGACUCACAGCAGCUCUACGAUAUCUUGCAAGCGUUUUGGGAAGAAGCUGAAAGAUGUGAGUUCGGUAGGCACGUGGCGAUACAUCUACCUUCCGUACUAUUUCAUCCCUCCUGCGUUGCGAUUUGUGUUCAACAACAUUCGGUGCCGACAGGAGACCCCGGAGGUUGUUUGGAAGGCUUGCUUUCGAGAGCCUUGCUACAUCUUCAGCAUUUGUCCAAAGGCCGAUCAUAUAUUCUCUCUGUACUUGGAGUGUCGAUCCGCAAAGCUGUCUUUUGCAAUCCUCCCAUUGCGAACUGCCUCCCUCUGGAGAAAUACAUACUCGAAUACUUGAACGAUCCGCCAACUUCCAAGCCCGAGUUCCUCUUCGAAGUGGCUGCGGCAGAAAAACUAGAACGCUUGGUGAGCCACAAGACCUAUAUAUCGUACUAUGGACAGCGUGAGUGCCAUGCAUAUGCAGCAUUUGUCGACAUGCUGCAGCGCUGGCCUGAAGAACAGUUGGGUAUUGCCAAAAAUAUCUUCGCUGAGCUGGUUAAGCCAUGGCGAGAACAGAAAAUUCCAGCACCUAUCAACAGCCCGUGGAAAGAUACCUUACAGCUACAAGCUAUGCUUAUACUCAGCGACUAUUGCGUUGAAGAGUCUGAUGCGGAUGAAUAUAUAGAGUCGCUGACGUACGCUUUGUCUCAUGAGCCAUGGCCCCGUUAUCGUCAUCUGCUCGAGUGGAUCGUAGCACGUAUUUACAGCCGAUUCUCAGGAAAGACCUUUCGUAUACUCGAAGACCUGGAAAAAGCGGCACAAUACCCCCCUGCGCGUAUUGCAAGUCUUAUCAAGCUUGGACAACUGGUUGCACCAUUCGAGUCGGAAAGAUUCGCAAAGCAACUUCUGCUACAGCUGGUCUGCUUCUCCGCUAGCCCGAAGGUCCAAAUUCGCCAUGAAGCCAAUUUUGCGUUCCCUGUCCUGUUCUCACUAGCAGGAGAAAAGAAAUGGCAAGGAAUCACUGCAGAAGCCACCUAUGCAGCAUUAGAUCACUAUAUUCGGCAGAUGGAAAAGUUCCAUGCCGAUCCCUGGACAAUUCGGACACUGCCAUUGAACGCGAAAGAAGACUAUAGUCUUGUCGAUAUUUUUCAAGGUCGCUAUCUCACUAUAGAGUCGCCAGAAAAGGAGCGAGUGAUCUAUGAGGACUUUAUCUCACUAGAAGCGAUGGAUGAUGCUGAAAGCAUACGCUGUCCCCCGUCCCGCAUACCACUUGGCGAGAAAAGACCGCUCUUUUUCGAUGUCCAGGCUCUGGAAACUCGCCCGAAACAAUACAGCAGUAAUAAUGAUGUCUUCACUGUCGCUCCAAGCUUCCUGCAAACCAAGGCCUUCGACUUCGGCUCGCUUUACCCACCUCCAGACUCCCCUUUCACCAAGUAUCGGCGACCAGCUUCGGUCAUCCUGGUCGCAUCUCUAAUCGACAACCCUACCAAUCUCGGCGGUCUCUCUCGAAUCUCCGAGUCCUUCGGCUUAGAAGCUUUAUACAUCGACGACCUCAAGAAAACAGCACACAAAGACUUCAAGGCAACAAGUGUCACGUCUGAAAAGCAUUUUCCCAUUCAUGCAUUGAAAAUUUCAGAUGUUCCGCAAUUCCUCAUUGAAACGAAACGCAAAGGGUAUGUUGUCGUGGGUGUUGAACAAACGGACCGUAGUGGGAUUCUGGGAGAAGGCGAGGAUGUGGAUGCACAUGGAGGAGCGGCUUCCACACGCUGGGGGAAGAGUAUAGGUACAUUGCCGAAGAAGUGUGUGGUGGUGUUGGGAAGCGAAAAAGGCGGCAUUACGCCAGAGGUUUUGACGGUUAUCGAUCGCUGUGUAGAGAUUAAGACAGUGGGUGUGACAAGAAGUCUCAAUGUGCAAACUGCGGGGGGUAUUGCGCUGUAUGAGUGGUGGAGGGAGUGGGGAGGCAAGAGUUGA
Molecule: messenger RNA, 3879 nt
Organism: Plenodomus lingam JN3
Lineage: Eukaryota; Fungi; Ascomycota; Dothideomycetes; Pleosporales; Leptosphaeriaceae
Biological process (GO): tRNA methylation
Molecular function (GO): RNA binding; tRNA (guanine) methyltransferase activity
Source: RefSeq, a predicted model, not a curated record